AUGAUUCAACCAGAGGAGAGGUAUGGCUACCGGAACACCUACCCCAAGGUGCCUAUCCUCCUUGCCUCAAAGAUGCCAAAUUUGGAACGCUUCAAGCUGUUUAUGAACGACGACGAAAAGAGAUUCGACGAAAUACGAAUCAGCAAUCGAAAUGAAGCAGCACAGGCUAUUCGGGAGCUGUCGUUGCCGUCACUGAGGAAAGCCGAAUUCGAGUUCUUUCAGAGACGAUAUCGGAACGAGAGGGCAAUGCCGCCAGCGUUACAUGAGCCCGGAGUCCCAGACCCGUUGAGCUCUGCUAUCUGCGCAUUCUCACAAAAUCUCGUAGAUCUGAGUGUUACCGGCUCCUUUGACGACUCCCUCCUCCGACCUAUGCAGGGCCUGAGCAAGACAUCAUGGCCCAACCUCAGAUUUCUCGACAUCAACAUGCACGCCACUUCCCCUUCAGGAACUUGGUACUUUAAAAAAGCAGACAGCAGCCCUGACCACCGGCCCUAUACUCACAGCUCCAGCACAAAUAAUGACCACUCGGAUCUGCACAACGAAGAGUUCAGCUUCGUGGAGGAGGCCGCCUACGCGCGCAUGACCCCUGUAGAAGUCUUCCGCUGCAAGCCUGACGACGAUCAUAUCGCGCCUUUCAUCGAUGCCUACGCCAACGCGUUGAAGGUGAUGCCUACGCUCACCUCCGCGGCGCUGAACUUUCAGCUCGAGUACGAGGCCGAGGAGGAUGAACCCAUCUGGAUGUGCAUUGCGUAUUUUGCGCCCUGUCGCACGGCGCCAAAGCACCCGCCAAGGUUCCUGUGCCCGAAAUGCAAUAGAGGCGUGACACGACAGCUGGUGAAGUUAUACCUAGACUGGGAGCCGACCGAGGAGCUGGCGGCUAACCUGCGCGCGAUCGGAGACGAGGUUCAUGACGCACCGAUGGUGGAAAAAACCAUGGCCCAGUUUAUGGAUCAGCAUGAGUGGGUUAAUAACGAGGAGUCUUGA
This is a messenger RNA of Colletotrichum fioriniae, 984 nucleotides long. RefSeq lists its product as uncharacterized. The record is from RefSeq and is a predicted model, not a curated record. NCBI's taxonomy places the organism in Eukaryota, Fungi, Ascomycota, Sordariomycetes, Glomerellales, Glomerellaceae.